UCUUUCUCUCUCCUCACUAAAAAUUAUCCGACUGGACCGAGGACUUACAGUGUGAUGUACAGCUGCAGAGUCCUCAAAUCCCCAAUUUGAUUCAACCAAACCACUUACUAUUCAUUAACAAUGGACCAGUUCUGGUCUGCUCCUCCUGUCACUAGGACCUUGACUGCACUUACUUUUGUCCAGUCCCUUUUAGUCUAUGGUGGCCUACACAGUGCUUAUUAUGUUCCGUUUUUGACAAGACUUGUCUUCAAGUUCCCGCCGGAAGUAUGGCGACUAGGGUCAUCGUUUCUACUGACGGGCCCCCAACUCGACUUUAUAUUUGAUCUUUACUUCAUGUUUACCUAUGGCAGCGCCUUGGAGACAAACUCGCCGCGGCUCAACGGCCCUGGUGAUUUCUUCACCUAUGUGUUCUUCGUAGCUACUGUCAUUUUGCCGAAGCUCACCGCAGGCUGCUACUUGGAAGGUGGAAUCUUUACCUCCGCAUUGAUCCUGGCGUUUGUUUACACCUAUGCCCAUCAUAACAAGGGAAUAAAGACCAGAUUCUAUUUCUUUCAGAUACGUGUGGAGUUUCUCCCUUGGGCCAUGCUUGUGAUUACGAUGGUCCGUUUUGGUUGGCGUGCUGCGCUACUAGAAAGUAUGGGAAUCGUCGCUGCCCACAUGUACGAAUUCCUUACGCGUAUCUACCCGGCAUUUGGCGGCGGCAAAAACUACAUUACGACCCCAGGCUUCAUCAGAAGGCUUUUCAUCAAAACAUCGCGUGAAACGUAUCGAUCCUAUGGAACAGCCUACCGAUCAACAGGACAAACCCCGGCAUCGGCAUCCCCGGCGUCCGAAGAACCGAGAGGUUGGACCUCCUCCACUCAAAACUCGUGGAGUGGAAGGGGAACAGGAAGGAGAUUGGGCGGUGGUUAAAGAACUGUAGGCAUUCAUGAGCAAGACCGAAUUGUGAUGGUGUGGUCAUUAUCAGUCGCUGGGUUUGAAGCCCUAAAUACGGAGUACUGCAGCAGUUAGAUUGAAGCGCUCCCAUUGAACUCUGAACUAGUAAUACAUACUGUACUCCGUACUCCAUAGUAAUAAUUCGAAAUUCCAUGUGGAUGGCCUUUUCGGUGGUAUUAAGUCACGUGAUGCUAACAGAAGUGGAUCCACGCGCUAAACCG
This is a messenger RNA of Aspergillus glaucus CBS 516.65, 1157 nucleotides long. RefSeq lists its product as uncharacterized. Bases 121 to 912 code for a protein of 263 amino acids. Gene Ontology annotation, biological process: endoplasmic reticulum unfolded protein response. Lineage: Eukaryota; Fungi; Ascomycota; Eurotiomycetes; Eurotiales; Aspergillaceae. The record is from RefSeq and is a predicted model, not a curated record. The transcript is spliced from 5 exons. Gene Ontology annotation, molecular function: ubiquitin-specific protease binding; misfolded protein binding. Gene Ontology annotation, cellular component: endoplasmic reticulum membrane; Hrd1p ubiquitin ligase ERAD-L complex.